Messenger RNA from Saimiri boliviensis boliviensis (Bolivian squirrel monkey), 4216 nucleotides. It is a transcript of the gene DNAJC9, whose product is annotated as DnaJ heat shock protein family (Hsp40) member C9. Gene Ontology annotation, molecular function: heat shock protein binding. Lineage: Eukaryota; Metazoa; Chordata; Mammalia; Primates; Cebidae. Gene Ontology annotation, cellular component: cytoplasm; nucleus. The record is from RefSeq and is a predicted model, not a curated record.
GUGAUCUGCCUGCCUUGGUCUCCCAAAGUGCUGAGAUUACAGGCGUGAGCCACUGCAUGCCUAAAUAUACAAAGGUAGAUUUGUUUUGCUUUUGGGCUAUAAUAACCUACCUUUUAAGAAUGAGAAACUGCUGGUUUAAGGGAGUUCAGAAUGAAUCAAGACUGAACCAUUCAAAUGUGGCUGUGGUUUCUACAUAUAUAUGGAUGGGAUCCUUCUGAGAAUACUGGAAUAGGGAAUUAUGACACCAAGCCAAUUCAGCUGUGAAACUUAUUCUUGUACUUUUCUUUCUUGCUGGUAAUUUUAUGGAGCAGGUUAAGAAAGCUGCUCUGUGUUAGGAUAAACUAUGUACCAAUAAUUUUGAGAACCUGUGAUGACUGAUGCAUUUUACUUCUUCUAUCUUUUCCUUCCUACCUUGAUGCCAGUAAUGUGUAAGGGAUCUUUAUAGUUUGAAUGUAUUUGAAUAAUUUCAGUAUCCUUUAGCUCUGCUUUUUUAUUUGACUCACAACCAUUCAUAGGUCUCAAGUAUUCCCAUGUGUUUUAAAAGCCUUAAGUCAGUGAGAUGAAACUCAACAUCAAUAAUAUGAAGUAACUUGUAAAGAAAUAAUGUAAAGAAAUCAUUGGGGCAGUGGCUCACACCUGUAAUCUCAGCACUUUGAGAGGCUGAGGUGGAAGGAUCACUGGAAGCCAGAGUUCAAGACCAGCCCGGGCAACACACCAAUACACCGUCUUUACAAAAAAUUUAAAAAUUAGCUUGGCAUGGUGGUGCUCACUCAUAGUUCCAGCUACUCAGGAGGCUGAGUCACUUGAGCCCAGGAGGCCAGUGCUACAGUGAACUAUGAUUGUCCCACUAUAGUAUUGCCUGGGCGACAGUAAGACCCUGUCUCAAAAAGAAAAGAAAAAACAUUAGGUAGUUUGGCUGGAGCAUAAUAAUUAAUUUGAUUUUCUGGUUUUCAAAAAUGUGAGUUGCAAUAAAAGAAUAUUUCAAUGUGCUAUUUCAAUUUUCAGUAGCAAAUGUAUAUAUAGAAAAAUGUUAAUGUAUGUGAGUACCUUAAAAAAUGUGAGAAACUGGAAGAAAGAUAAUAUUGUAAAGCAUCUACAUAUACCCUAGGCCUUUUGUGUACACGGUUAUUUGUGAUGAUUAUAAGGUAUUAUGAAGGCAGGUAGGAUUAUCUCCAUUUUACAGUCAGGGAAGCUGAAGCCUAGAGGUGGAAACUUGUUCAGUGAUGUAAGAUUCAUACCCUGGUUAUGCCCUCCUGGAAAGCCCUUCCCAACAUAUGUUGUCCAUACAGGGAAAAAAUGAGCAAAGAUAGGUGGCUUAACUCUGGUAUAUGAAUAAGAUACAGGAAAUUUAUAGAGGAGUUUUUCUCAAUGUGCCAACUUACUUUGUUCUCUGUGUUUUAUAUUCUGAGAAUGAUUACCAGCCAUCCCAAAUUCUGUGGUUGUUAAAACUCCCUGGGGGUUGUUGCUGGUCGGCCCCCACUUUGAGACUGAUGCCAGGGCAGGCUGAGAGGAAAACUGACUUUAUCUGGGUUUGAUCUUGGAUCUGGGAAAGAGAUACGCUUUGAAAAUCAUGGCAACUCUGGGAGGUUAAAAAGAUAUUAGUGUAUCCUGGAGAGUUUGAGGUUUUGCAGAAAUUUACUGGCAGAGCAGAAUGAUUCUGAAGUGUUAAGUCAGUGAGGGGAUAAGAUACUUGAUAUUUUCUGCCAACUUGGGUAUUCUCUCAGAUAUUCACUUUGCAUUGCUUAUUCUUCGUCUUAAGAUACGUAUACACAUACUUCCUUUGUGAGCUUAUUCUACUUCCAGAGUUUUCUCCCCAGCCUCAGCCUUACUUUGGGUCUUCAGGCCCAAGUUUCUCCCCAUGUCUUGGAUAAUUGCUCCCACCUGGGAUCCAACAUGCUUAAACUCAGCUGUGAACUAAACAGUAUUAAAGAGCCUUUGCUUCAGCAGUUUAUGUUAAGACGGGGGCUUGGGUCAUCUUAUCUCCACUAAUGUGUAAGGUGAAAGUCCUGUUAGAUAUUUUUGGAAGACCCAUGUUUUGUGCUUUUUGAGUUUCAGUAUUAAGGUUUUUCCUGCAGGGCUGCAGGGAAAGUUCCCCAGCAUUUCCAACCAGUGAGAUGCUAAAUUAUUUGGGCCUGCAGCUCUACCUAUUCCUUUCACGAUCAUUUUUGAAAAAACACAUCUGUUAAGCUGAACCAUGUGAAACUGCUGAAUGCUGAUGUUUGGCCGUUUUCUACUUAAAAAAUAGGCCAGCAGUUUGUAAAUUCAAGUUAAUAUAUGAACUUUUUGAAAAAGCUUUUCUGGGAAACUGAAAGGAAGAAGGACGCCAGAUUUCCAGAGCAAGGGGAGGAGGGACCCGAGCAACAUCUCUCCCCUGUGAAACCUCGCUCCUGCGCGCGGCCAGUAACUUCGACUUCGCCUGCCGACUCUUACCUGCGCCGGCGCCGGCCUCGCUGUGCCCCAUUUUGCGGCCGCCGUAAAGAGUAGCUGCGCGGCGUGGCCACGCCCCUUUAGCGCUUGUGACGCAGGCGCCCUAGGCUUUUUGGGCGGGAAAAAGAAGCAACCCUGAGUGGUGGCCGGCGCUACUGGGAGCAGCUGCAUUCUCCCAGGCCGUGUCUCCCGCCCCCGGCAUGGGGCUGCUGGAGCUUUGCGAGGAAGUGUUCGGCACCGCCGACCUUUACCGGGUGCUGGGCGUGCGACGUGAGGCCUCCGACGGCGAGGUCCGACGAGGCUACCACAAGGUGUCCCUGCAGGUGCACCCCGACCGGGUGGGCGAGGGCGACAAGGAGGACGCCACUCGCCGCUUCCAGAUCCUGGGAAGAGUCUACUCCGUUCUCAGUGACAAAGAACAGAGAGCUGUGUACGAUGAGCAGGGAACAGUGGACGAGGACUCUGCUGUGCUCACCCAAGACCGAGACUGGGAGUCGUAUUGGCGGCUACUCUUUAAAAAGAUAUCUUUAGAGGAUAUUCAAGCUUUUGAAAAGACCUACAAAGGUUCAGAAGAAGAGCUGGCUGAUAUUAAACAGGCCUAUCUGGACUUCAAGGGUGACAUGGAUCAAAUAAUGGAGUCUGUGCUUUGCGUGCAGUACACAGAGGAACCCAGGAUAAGGAAUAUCAUUCAACAAGCUAUUGACGCGGGGGAGGUGCCAUCCUAUAAUGCCUUUGUCAAAGAGUCGAAACAAAAGAUGAAUGCAAGGAAAAGGAGGGCUCAGGAAGAGGCCAAAGAAGCAGAAAUGAGCAGAAAGGAGUUGGGGCUUGAUGAAGGCGUGGAUAGCCUGAAGGCAGCCAUUCAGGAGCUUGUCCAUUAGGGAGAGAUUUCUUGGCUGUAGAGGCAUCCCAUGAACCAAGAGACCAUUCAUGUUUGGCUGAUGACUGCUUGCUUGACAGAGACUCAUCUACAUGUCGAAAGAAGACAGUACUCAUGAUUGGUUGGAGAAGAUACCUGUUUGGUUUCCCAACCUUGCCAAAAGUUAAUAUUUUCAAUUUGGUUAUGUAUACUUUUUCCCUGUGCUUUAAUUUUUAUGAUAUCUCGGGUACCUUAGCUGGGGCCCCAAGUCAGCUGUCCAUGUGAUAAGGUCCCUCCUUUCCUCUCCAUUCCUAAAUGAUAGCAGGUAGGGGAAGCCUGAUCACUCUGGAUGAAAACAAUUAACAGCCCUCUCAUGGGGAGUGAGAACCUUUAUUAUUAUUAUUGUUUACCUUAUAGUAGAAGAGAAAACUCAGACAAAAUAUGGAACAAUAAUAGAAAAUAAUAAGGGGAAACUCUAACUUGAUCUCAUUCAUCAUCACACAAUCCUGCACUAUGUACAUACUAAUUCCUCUUUCACUACCUGUGGAGCAUGUCAGCUCUCGGUAACCUAAAUCCUAAAGACACUGUACUAGGAGGUAAGCUUAUCUGUUCUAAUUUUAGCAGGAGGUAAUGUUUCUUAGACUGGCACUGCCAUCCUAGACCCCUGCUUGUUUUCUCAGAUCAUCAGCUCAUUACCUUUUCUGGCCAUCUCCACUGCUAUAGAAUGUAUUUUCCUUCCUCUUUCUCUUCAGAAUGUUUGAAUUAACUCUUCUCCUUCCUUAGAUCAUGAACAACCAGAAUGUCUGCUUAUUCACGGCUUAGGCUACUAAACCAUGGCCACACCAGUUCAACAUGCAGAAGUGCUUUAUCCCCACCAAAGGAACAUUAAUUUACCUGGUUCAUACCUGGUGUGAUGACUCAUGAGCCUUCCUA